This is a messenger RNA of Chaetura pelagica (chimney swift), 1392 nucleotides long. RefSeq names its product purinergic receptor P2X, ligand-gated ion channel, 4 (gene P2RX4). The transcript has 12 exons. Gene Ontology annotation, biological process: monoatomic cation transmembrane transport; response to ATP. Lineage: Eukaryota; Metazoa; Chordata; Aves; Apodiformes; Apodidae. The record is from RefSeq and is a predicted model, not a curated record. Bases 1 to 1392 code for a protein of 463 amino acids. Gene Ontology annotation, molecular function: extracellularly ATP-gated monoatomic cation channel activity; ATP binding; purinergic nucleotide receptor activity. Gene Ontology annotation, cellular component: nuclear inner membrane; plasma membrane.
AUGGUGUCCUGGAAAAACCUCUGCAGAGAAGACAGAAGAGAUGUCGGGAGGCCUCGGAGAGAAGAGGGAGCUGGGAGCUGCCGGGAGGGCGGGCGAAGGCACCACCUGAGCGAGGCCCAGGGCGGCCCGGAGGCGCUCCUGCCAGGAGGGCAGCUGGUGGUGCCAGAGCAGCAGGCCCUGUCCCCCGCCGUGCUGCGAGGCGGGGCAGCGCCCUCGCGGGGCUUCUUCGCAGCUCAAGUGCUCUUGAUGCGAGGAGAGGCAGAAAUAGGUGUGAGAUUCACCCUUUAUACUUUGCGUUCCUUAAGACGGAGGCUGUUGUCGCAUGUCUGGGUCUUUCUGUGGGAGAAGGGCUACCAGGAGACAGACUCUGUGGUCAGUUCUGUAACCACAAAGGUGAAAGGAGUGACACUGACAAACACGUCCACCUUGGGAGCCAGGAUCUGGGAUGUAGCUGACUAUGUCAUCCCUCCUCAGGAGGAGAAUGCUGUGUUUGUCAUGACCAAUGUGAUACUCACACCCAACCAGCGUCAAGGCCACUGCCCAGAACUUCCAGAUGAUAAAACAAAGUGCAAGGUCAACAAAGACUGUGUUCCAGGAUAUGUCAGUACCCACAGCAGUGGCAUCCAGACUGGGAAGUGUGUACCAUACAACAGCAGCAUUAAGACCUGUGAAGUCUUUGCAUGGUGCCCCGUGGAGGAUGACUAUUAUAUACCCAAGCCAGCGUUCCUGCAAGAAGCUGAGAACUUCACCCUUCUGGUGAAGAACAACAUUUGGUACCCCAAGUUCAACUUCAGCAAGCGAAACAUCCUCCCCACUAUCAACUCCACCUACCUCAAGAGCUGCAUCUAUGAUUCCCAGACAGAUCCCUUCUGCCCUAUCUUCCGUUUAGGGAAAAUAGUUGAAGCUGCAGGGCAGAACUUCCAGGAAAUGGCUGUGGAGGGUGGAGUCAUGGCUCUGCAGAUCAACUGGAACUGCAACCUUGACAGAGCUGCUUCCCACUGUGUGCCCAGGUACUCCUUCCGGCGCCUCGACAACAAGGACUCUGCCCACACUGUCUCACCUGGCUACAACUUCAGGUUUGCAAAAUACUACAAGGAUAGUAAUGGCACAGAGUCCCGGACACUUGUCAAAGCUUAUGGGAUCCGCUUUGAUAUCAUAGUGUUUGGAAAGGCAGGAAAAUUUGAUGUGAUUCCUACCAUGAUUAACAUCGGCUCUGGCCUGGCACUGUUUGGUGUGGCAACAGUGCUGUGUGACAUUGUUGUUCUGUAUUGCAUGAAGAAGAGGUACUACUAUCGGGAGAAGAAAUACAAAUAUGUGGAGGAUUAUGAACUGGUAAGCAUCAAUGAAGGCAGAGUGGAGGCAAAGUUGUGUCUGAUUCGGGAGAGAUUCUGA